Paramuricea clavata is the source of this 3924-nucleotide messenger RNA. The record is from the annotation of a GenBank genome assembly. NCBI's taxonomy places the organism in Eukaryota, Metazoa, Cnidaria, Anthozoa, Malacalcyonacea, Plexauridae.
AUGGCUGAAGCUUCUGCUCCUCCUGAUCUCUCAACAUAUCAAUAUGACCCUUGCUGUCCCUUGCCAACUGGAAGGGCAGCAAGGGAUCACGUAAUAAGCAAAGGACCUUGCCGGCCUAGAGAUCAUAUCUUUCCUGUGGAUAAGCGUAAUCGUAAGUUUCUAGUGUCGUGGUACGAAAAAUUCGAUUGGCUCGAGUAUUCAGUAUCAUUAGACAAAGCGUUUUGUUUCGUCUGCAGAGUGUGCAACGCACAGGUGAGUUGUUUUAAGUAUUUUGUAUUAUUUGCGUUUUCAUUCUCGUUAAGAUAUAACUUUGUUACUUAAAUUGCCUGAAUUAUAAACUUGAGCUACUAAAUGUUUAUUAUCUAUCGUACUUAUCGUAUUUUUUGCACUUUUGCAGGUCUCAUUAAGAAGCGAGCCAACAUUUAUCAAGACUGGAUUUUCCAAUUGGAAGAAAGUUGAAAAUCUUUCAAAGCACGAGAAAUCAGAUUGCCACAAGCAUUCAUUGCAAGCGUAUCGUCACUGGAAAUCACAGAAGCCAGUAGAUCAUCAGAUGAGCGAAGAAGCUGAGAGGCAAGAGAGUUAUCGUCAACAAAAUGUACGUCCCUCUAAUAUUUGCUGAUGGAAAACAACUAGCUUGCAUUUAUAAUGUCACUAUAAGAGCCAAAAACAAAGUCAGAAAAAAAAUAUAUUUUUUCUUUAGGUGAAAAAAAAUCGAACUAUUAUUGGAAAAAUUAUUGAUCUUGUGCGACUGUUGGGCAAGCUGAAUUUACCCUUCAGAGGGCAUCGUGAGGAUGAAUCCUCGCUGAACAAAGGUGUUUUUAAAGAAUUUCUAGCACAUGUAGCGAAGUCUGACUCAAUUAUCCAUAACCAUCUAAGUAGUUCUGCAGGUAAUUUAAAUUAUAGCUUUUUUUCAUACACCUGAAUGUUUAAUUUUCUUGAAGUCGAAGAAAACAGUUGUUUUUUUACUUUUGAACACUUACAAAAAGAUUGAAACAAUUAAAAAAUAAACAGUGAACAGUGAUAUCUUUUGAUCAAUGAUAUUGCUAUAUUUUUUCCAUUCAAAAGCAAGAAAAUUGAUAGAUAUUUUGUAGUUAUUUCAAUUACAUGCACGCAAGUUUUAAUAUACAUAUUUUUUAUCGUUUUUAGACAACGCUAGAUAUACCAGUCCAGAAAUCCAAAAUCAGAUGAUUGAGAUAGUUGGUUCAUCCAUUGUAGAUGAAAUUAUACGCCGUGUCAAAGAAGCAGAGCUCUAUGCAAUCAUGGCUGAUGAAACACCUGACAAUAGCAAAACGGAACAGUUGUCUCUACUAAUCCGGUAUGUUUGGAAUGGAACGGUCGAGGAACGCCUUAUAGCAGUUGAACCCAUGGAGGAAACAACAGCUGAAGCUCUAUUCAAUACAGUCCAACGCAAGUUACAGCAAUGUGGAAUAGAAGUUGCUAACAUGCGCGGGCAGUGUUAUGACGGUGCAAGUAACGUGUCUGGGAUCCACACUGGACUGCAAGCGCGUAUCAAAGAGCUUUCACCAUCAGCGCUUUACACGCACUGCUACGCUCAUGUCUUGAAUCUAGUGAUCGUAGACACCAUGACGAACAACACAGUAGCAAAAGACUUCUUUGGAACGCUGCAAAAUUUAUAUGUGUUUAUUGAAUCUUGCCCGAAACGACAUGCUGUGUAUCUGAAACACCAAAGAGAGUUCAAUGCUGCCGUUGAAGGAACAAACAAGCGGGAAUAUGUCCUCAAGAAGUUGUCAGAUACCAGAUGGGCGUGUCGGGCGGACAGCAUCACAGCAAUCUAUAACACAUUCGAAGCGGUAAUCGCAACUCUAAAGGAGGUCAGAGAAAAAGAAAAGAAGCCACAUAUUGCUGCCGAGGCAAAAGGGUUGCUUCAAAAUAUCUACGACUUCGAGUUUAUCUUAGCUUUGGAGGUAUGCACAACUUCAAUAAAUAUAUAUUUAAUUGUAUGUAUUCUUGAGUUCAACGCCUCAUAAUAAUUCGUAUACUUAUGCUCGGGUAUUCAACAAGGUGAAACUUUGACUGACUGUCACCCAUACAAUAUGGGGGCCAUACACCUGCAGAUUUCAGAUUGCUUAUUUGAUUUACCACAGGACGAGAAAAUAGAUUUGCAACAACUUUGCAACGCGGUGCAAAGGUACAAUUGCCGUAAUCGCAUCAAUUUGCUAUUUGAAAAGCAAAUUGGUAAGCAAAAUUUUCACCCUCAAAUUGGUAACUACAAUUCUUUUUUAUGAGAGGAAAAGGGUAUAGGAUAAAUUUGGUUCAAAUUACCUUUCAUUUGCACAAGUGAAUUAGUGGGUAUUUUCGUCCAUAAUUUGGUUUCUAAAUUUGCUAAAAUAUUUGCAACCAUGCAAAUCUGAUGCGAUUACGGCAAUUGCACCUUUCCACCGGGUUGCAAAGUUAGUGCAAAUCUACUUUCUCGUCCCCCCCCCAAAUAACCCCCUAGCUAUGGCCCUGGGUACAUUAUAUGAGAAAUUAUAGAAACUGGGACUUCAGGUUUGAUCACUCGGACUUUAUUAUUAGGAAUGGGAUUAUUUUAUGAGUGUGAGAGUCUUUCAGAACUCAACUCUUCAGACCCUCGGACUUUUGUAUCGUAAAUGUAUAUUCAUUUUAAGGUACUCAAAAAAGUCUUGCUUCUAAGUAAAGGGGUAUCCGAUAAAUUGCAAUCUGAAGACUUGGACGUUGUUACCGGCUGCGAGAGGGUCACAGAUCUGCUCGCCUCAAUCAGGGCUCUUCGGUGCGAACCAAAGUUUGAAGCUUUCUGGGAAAGUACUCUUCAAAAAUGCCGCAUACUAAGUAUUGAAGAACCAAAAGAUGAACGCGUACGUAAGAUUCCUCGGAGAAUUGACGACAAUCCCGAAACCGCCGUCCACCUGUCGCCAAAAGACAAGUUUAGAGUUUCUUUCUAUUAUAAUGUAAGUCACUCGAUUACCGGAUUACGCAUAUGUAUAAUUAUAGGGUUGCCCGCCUAAAUAUAGACUGUCUCUAAUACAAAAUAAAAAGUAAAAGUAGGUGUGCAUUUAAUACUAUCAAACUCAUUAAUAAUUCAUGAGGAAAAUUGAAAAGAAAUACAUGUUUAAUCAGUGUCUGUAUACGCUGAUAAAGAACCGUCCUGAUUUGCAUAAACUUUUCUCGCAAUUUUCUAAGUUUAUAACAUUUAUUUUUUAAACAUAAUUUGAAAACAUGAUUGUCUGUUUGAGGUCGUUUGAUAAGUAAUUUACAAAAUUUGUGUCCGUUCUGUAUCAGUGUACACAGAUACUCGUGCGAAGCACUCGUGUCUGUAUACACUGAUACGGAACGGCCACUUAUUUUGUAAAUAGUACUAAAAGUAGGUGUAUUAAAGAAUGUUUAGAAUUAUUUUCUAUAUUGUAGAUACUAGAUCUUAUGAGCUCCUCAAUUGAAAGCCGUUUCGACAAACAUAAUGCGCCAGUUCUAAAGGGACUUGGAUACUUGGGUCCAUCUCGUUUAGCCAGUCCAGAAGCUUGGGAAAACAUAUCUUUAGCAGUCCAGUGGUUCCAAAGUGACCUAGAUGUUGAUGCAUUAGAGAGCGAAAUCUUUUCUUUGCAGACAUCAUUGCUGCUCACCAAUGUCAAUAAAAAAGCGAAGUCCGAGAAGAGAAAGGCCAGUUUUGACGACCUAUUCAAGGUGUUGCAAACGGAGCCAGAAUGCUACGGAAACGUCAUAAAGCUAAUGAAAAUAACUUUGACACUGCCACUUACCUCAACUAGUGCUGAAAGAGCAUUUUCGAAGUUGAAACUGAUCAAGUCCAGACUAAGGUCAACAAUGAAGCAAGAAAGGCUAGAAAGUCUUAUGCUGAUGUCUGUGGAAGCCGACAUAUUGGAACAGCUUGAUCUGGAAGAGCUUGUAGAAAAAUUUGUAGAUAUGGCUCCAAGAAAAAUGGAUUUAGUUUAA